Messenger RNA from Schistosoma margrebowiei, 1099 nucleotides. The record is from the annotation of a GenBank genome assembly. NCBI's taxonomy places the organism in Eukaryota, Metazoa, Platyhelminthes, Trematoda, Strigeidida, Schistosomatidae.
CGAAAAGAUGAGACACAAUUUCUCUUCUGAUCUUUCGAUAAUACUUUGUUUUAUCGCUGUCUCGCUUUAUGGAUUCUUCAACUGUCAAGACAUCUGUCAACAACCUGAGUUAAAGGACUAUAAAAAGGUGGUUUUUGAAAAUGGUUCAUAUCAAUAUUCUCAUCACUAUAAUUACUCGAUGAGAGUUAGUCUUAAUCAGCCUCGUCGAGUUGUGAAUGGCAGUUUUAAUAAAGACUCUUUUUAUCAAGAAGUAAAACAAAACUUCCCAUUUAAAUUUUACGAUAGCGACGUCUAUAAGUUCAUUGUUUUCCCAAACGGUGCAAUAACUAUGAACGGGAAAAUGAACCUCGGGAACUUUUCAAUGUUUACAUCAAACGACUUUCAUAUUGAAUCUGAGGUUUUGGAACAGGAUAAAUUAUUUGCUGUCCGAUGGUUUCCUAAAAAAGAUAAUGUUAUUGGGGUUACAGGCAAGAUAACUGGUCUGAUACAUUCGAGUGGGAAGAUAUCUAUCUAUUUUGAGGACAUUCCUACGAAAAUUAAUGAAAGUGAGAGGCAACCGAAACUCUCCGGUUUAUUUCAGUGUGGAACAACAAGAUGUGCAAAACACAACUCGACUGGAGCAUGUCAAAAUGCAUCAACAUCGAAUGUGACAUGCAUUUGGUGUGAAAAUGCUAACACAUGUAUCGAAAGUAAUGAUCAAAAUACUCAUAGCUUGAAAAUAAAUGAUUGCCGUAAUAAGAAUAUGACUAAAUCAAUAACCAAAGAGAAUAACCAGGACAAAUCAAUUCAAUAUUUACAUAUUGUGAUAGCUCUGGUCGUCUCCUUCUUUGUUGUGUGCAUCGGUUGUGCUAUUUGGAGAUGGUUGUAUAAGAAGAAGUAAAUCAUUUCAUGAUUUUCAGAAACGUAUUAUAUCUUGUUCUUAUUAUUCUGACCAAAUUGUUUCUAUUCCGUAUUUCAUUAAAAAACUUAAAACUUAAUUUUUCAUUUCAGUAAUUUUGACAAUUUCUUUAUGGAUUCAUCUAUCAUUCAUAGCUGAUUGACGUAAUAACUGAUGUAAUAUUGUUGAUAAGAUACUAAACACAGUUUUUCACAUUUGCAC